Gavia stellata (red-throated loon) is the source of this 804-nucleotide messenger RNA. RefSeq names its product sterile alpha motif domain containing 12 (gene SAMD12). Gene Ontology annotation, biological process: cell surface receptor protein tyrosine kinase signaling pathway. The record is from RefSeq and is a predicted model, not a curated record. The transcript is spliced from 7 exons. Gene Ontology annotation, cellular component: cytoplasmic side of plasma membrane. Bases 1 to 804 code for a protein of 267 amino acids. Gene Ontology annotation, molecular function: protein binding. Lineage: Eukaryota; Metazoa; Chordata; Aves; Gaviiformes; Gaviidae.
AUGGAUCCUGGAGCAUGGGAGUUCCUGGCCGGAGCCAACAUCCGCUGCCCCACCAGCUCCACCAUGGCUAUUGUUCUGUGGAAACAGCCCUGGGCUCGUGCUACUGAGACCCUGGAUCUACCUAUGGGAGAAUAUUUUACUGGGAAGUGGAGCCUUGCUGAUUGUUUUCUUUCUCAUAUUUUUUUCCCAGCUAUCCAUUGCAAUCUGAAUCCAAAUGGUAUUGAUCACCCUGUCCCCACAGAAGGUAUUAAUCUGCAGCUUGAAGGUGAAGGAGUUGAAUCACCCUCUGUUAAGAACACUAGUACUCCAAAAGGGCCUGAGUCAAAAGAGACACCCAAGAGGCAAGUGGAGCCAGAAAUAUCUAAGUCUGGGACUGUGAAGCUGACCAAGCCUGUGGCGUUAUGGACCCAGCAGGAUGUCUGCAAAUGGCUGAAGAAACAUUGCCCUAAUCAGUAUCAAAUCUACAGUGAGUCAUUCAAACAGCAUGACAUAACUGGCCGUGCUUUGCUGAGACUUACUGACAAAAAGCUUGAACGAAUGGGCAUUGCCCAGGAAAGCCUGCGACAGCACAUUCUGCAGCAAGUCCUUCAGCUGAAGGUGAGAGAAGAAGUCCGAAACCUCCAGCUGCUUACACAAGAUCUCUACUUAAACCUGGAGCAUGGGUUUUUGAGGGUCAUAGAAAAGCAGCCAGCCCUUACAGCUCAUCAAGAUGAUCAGAACGCAGGGUGUUUAGGUAAGGAAUGUAAAUGGAUGCUGGGACCAGAAAAGAGGAAUCCUUUCAUCAAGGAUAUCUCUAGGAAUUAG